AUGAAGGCCACUCUCUUCCUCGCUGCUGCCGGCCUCGUUGCCGCCCAGGACUUCACUGGCCAGCCCAAGUGCGCUCUCAAGUGUCUUGAGGAGUAUGUUCCCAAGGCCGGCUGCGACCUCGAGGACACCGCCUGCCAGUGCGACCCCUCCUUCCAGGAGAAGCUCACCCCUCAGAUCUCGCCCUGCCUGAUGAAGGAGUGCGAGGCUGCCGACCUCCCCAAGGCCCUCGCCGCCGCCCAGGCUGCCUGCGAGGCUUAUUCCUCGGCCGCUGGCAAGUCUGGCUCUGUGACCGGCACCGUCGCUCCCACUGCUACCGCCUCUGAGACCGAGUCUGAGACUGAGACUGCCUCUGAUGAGGAGGAUAACACUGAAACUGUCACUGUCAGCGUCGACACCUCCAUCACCGGCUCCGUCACCGUCCCUGCCAUCUUCUCCACCAUUACCGACGUCCCCGCCACACCUGGUCCCAACAACAAGACCACCAAGGCUACCAAGACUGGUGCUAGUGGAAGUGAUGGUGAGGAGACCGGCACUGGCUCCGGCUCCGAGACCAGCGAGACCAGCGCCGCUGCCAGCGAGACUGGCAACGCCGCUGCCAUGACCGGCCCCGCCUUUGGUGGCUUCCUCGCCAUCCUGGCUGCCUUUUUCGCUCUGUAA
Messenger RNA from Fusarium falciforme, 657 nucleotides. RefSeq names its product CFEM domain-containing protein. The coding region runs from base 1 to 657 and encodes 218 amino acids. The record is from RefSeq and is a predicted model, not a curated record. The transcript is spliced from 2 exons. Lineage: Eukaryota; Fungi; Ascomycota; Sordariomycetes; Hypocreales; Nectriaceae.